AUGUAUGGGAAGAAAGGAAAAGCCACCAUCCGACAGGAUAAGAUGGCCGCAAAUGAUGAGCAAAUGGGCUCGGGUCGCAGGGAGAUGAGAUGGUGCAGAUCGUGGAGUCAAGGUAAACGUUUGGGGGACCUUUUGUUGAACGGAGGUGGUGUGAUGCUCAGUAGGUGUGUUGAAUUGAUUGGCUUUUUAGCUCUGAUUGGGCUUUGGGAAAUGAAGAGUACUGUGAAUAAAAUCUCAAGUGGUAGAUGA
Penicillium oxalicum is the source of this 249-nucleotide messenger RNA. RefSeq lists its product as uncharacterized. Lineage: Eukaryota; Fungi; Ascomycota; Eurotiomycetes; Eurotiales; Aspergillaceae. The coding region runs from base 1 to 249 and encodes 82 amino acids. The record is from RefSeq and is a predicted model, not a curated record. The transcript has a single exon.